AAAGCGGCUCCUGACGACGGGGACGGAUGGACCCGCGUGCAGAGCAAGCGGGCCCGAAGGAGGACGCUUCACGAGGACGGCGGGGAGGACCGAUCGAGCGGACCCCUGCCGGAGUGGAGGCUGGUGUCUUCGGACUUCAGCACCCACUACCAGGCCAUUCGGUGGAUGGAGGACGAGCGGAAGCUGCGACUCCGGGUGACGGUCUCCCGCGCGGGGGACUUCCUCAUCCGUGCGUGGGACUGGGACCACGCCACCACCCUGGACGAGAUUGCUGCUGGACGGACCCGCGGCAUCACCCUGGAGAAAAAGGAGGCGGCGGUGAAGGGUGUCCUGCUUGGAUACCCAACCCACCUCCCAUUGGACCCGGUGUUGGCGCACCCCUGCGUUGCAGCUGCAGUGAGGUGCCACUACAACGCCGGCCACGGACGACGCCUGCCCACCCGGAGCGUGCAGCUGACGCUGCGGGGACGUGUCCCCGCCUCGCUGGACCUCGGAUGCUGGGGACGUUUUACCUGCCGCCGCUAUGUGCCGGAGCCUGUGCGCUGUUACAAGUGCCAGGCUUUCGGCCAGCAACGGCAGUGGACCCGCCAGCAAGAUGAAAAAGAGGACCAGGGACGAGACACCCGAGACGAGGGACGCGCCGACGACUACGGAGGAGCCAGCACCUGA
Eriocheir sinensis (Chinese mitten crab) is the source of this 669-nucleotide messenger RNA. RefSeq lists its product as uncharacterized. The annotation marks the transcript as partial. The record is from RefSeq and is a predicted model, not a curated record. Lineage: Eukaryota; Metazoa; Arthropoda; Malacostraca; Decapoda; Varunidae. The transcript is spliced from 3 exons.